GCACACGUGAAAAGCGUGGAAUUUGUUUAUUGAGAGAUUUUGUUUUCUUUUAAUUGUGCUUGUUGAUUGUUUGAUAUUCUUCAAUUAUUUGUGAAAUUUAAUUGUUAUUUUAUUCUUUACAAUGGAGGCUAGUGAAGUUGAAGCUUUCGAUGAUUUUGGUUUGGAUCAUCGGCUGUUAAAAUCUAUUAAGAUGGUCGGUUGGUCGAAACCUACUGGAAUUCAAUCUGCUGUGAUUCCUUUUGCUCUUGAAGGUAAAGAUAUUCUAGUAAGUGGACGUACUGGUUGUGGUAAAACUGCUGCUUAUUUAAUUCCAAUUAUAAAUAAGAUAAUUGCUGAGAAACAAUACAACAGUGAACAGCAAACAAGUGCUGUUAUUUUAGCUCCAACCAAAGAGCUUUGUCGACAAAUUUUUCUCACAGCAACACAAUUAAAUCGAUCAUCAUCCAAUUUGAUUCGUAUAUCAUCACUAUUGGAAGGUAAAGAUGAGAAGUUAAAUUCGACAAUUCUCGAAGAUCAAGAUAUAAUCAUCGCCACACCAAGUAAAUUGAUUAAAUAUCAUAAAAUGAAAAGUCUUUGUGCUGGACUCAAGUUCUUGGUUGUUGAUGAAGCUGAUCUGGUUUUCAGUUUCUUCUUUAAGAAUGAAAUUUUGGAAAUUUUCACCACCGCCAUGGGCAAUUCAGUUUGUCAAUGUUUCCUGGUUUCGGCUACAUUAGAAGCCGCUGCUGAUGAUAUUAAAGAGAUGAAAAAGUUUCUCAAAAAUCCAGUCUCAUGUAAAUUAGAGGAACCCGAUAUUAUUGAGAGUCUUGAUCAAUAUGUAAUCAAAUGUGACGACGAUGAGAAAUUUGUUAUUCUAGCAGCUCUAUUCAAAUUAAAUCUAAUUGCUGGUAAAACAAUUAUCUUCGUAAAUACAACCAACAUGUGCUAUAAGAUUAAAUUGUUCUUGGAACAAUUUGGAAUCAAAAGUUGUGCUUUAAACUCUGAAUUACCUGUUAAAUCACGUUGUUUAACCAUUGAAGAAUUUAACAAAGGUCUUUAUGAAAUAAUCAUCGCCAAUGACGCUAUUUGGUCGAGUGGUGAUGCCGAUGGAGUAAAAGAUGAGACCAAUGAUGGCGAUUCUAAAAAGAAGAAGAAAAAACCUGAACAUCAAAAAGAAUUAUCAAAUGUUUCCAGAGGAAUUGAUUUCCAAUUUGUGUCUAAUGUGAUUAACUUUGAUUUCCCUUUAACUGUUGCCUCUUACAUCCAUAGAGUUGGUCGAACCGCUCGAGGUUCUCAUGAUACCGAUGGGACAGUUUUAUCGCUCAUCUGUCCAAAAGAAAUGCCUCGAUAUGAAUUGAUGAGCGAAAAGCUUCAAGUUGAUUCCAAUUUUAAGCCUUACAAUUUUCGAAUGGAAGAACUUGAACCUUUCAGAUAUCGAUCAAGAGACGCAUUAAGAGCGGUAACCGGAAUAGCGAUCAAGGAAGCUCGAAUUAAAGAAAUUCGUAAAGAAAUUUUAAGCUCCAAAAAACUCGAAGCUUAUUUUAAGGCUAAUCCAAAAGAUUUAAAAGUUCUCACCCAAGAUAAAACUCUAGGAACAACUAAACAAAAGUUCAACCAUCUUAAACAUAUUCCCGAUUAUAUUGUUCCCCCAACUCUUCAAGGUGCAGUCCAUUUAACCGGAAAUCGAGGACGAAGGAAAAGAGCUGGUGAAGAUUCGGGUUCCCUACAAUUGGUUUCACAUUCGAUAAAGAAGAAAAAAAAUCACAGUAAAAAGAACAAGAAUAAUCCUUUCUAUCUAAGUUAACCAAAUUAUCUCUUCUCUUCUGUAUCAAUAAUUGUCACCAAGACACAAUUAUAACUCUAAUUGUCUUUGUGUGUGUAUUAAAACAAUCAAUCAAUUGCAAUCAUA
Molecule: messenger RNA, 1885 nt
Organism: Panonychus citri (citrus red mite)
Lineage: Eukaryota; Metazoa; Arthropoda; Arachnida; Trombidiformes; Tetranychidae
Gene: Hlc
Product: probable ATP-dependent RNA helicase DDX56
Exons: 2
Coding region: 122-1780 (552 amino acids)
Cellular component (GO): nucleolus
Molecular function (GO): RNA helicase activity; ATP binding; nucleic acid binding
Source: RefSeq, a predicted model, not a curated record